Molecule: messenger RNA, 578 nt
Organism: Nematostella vectensis (starlet sea anemone)
Lineage: Eukaryota; Metazoa; Cnidaria; Anthozoa; Actiniaria; Edwardsiidae
Exons: 2
Coding region: 47-427 (126 amino acids)
Source: RefSeq, a predicted model, not a curated record
ACGACCAGGACGAGUUUAAGCUCGCGCGUUGUGUGCGCAUGCGCAGAUGGCCUGUCACGGUCACGCUACUGUCAAAACUGGUCGCCCUCGAGUGGGCGACGACAAGUUUACACAGCAAAGUGGUACUCACGAGACCAGUUUGUUCAAGUACAAAAUGUCUGAGGAUAAAAAAGUGGCGGAAAAAAGAGAGCUCUUUAUAUGGAAAUUUGACAGCGAUGUCUCACUUCUGAAAGAGGUUAUUGCGGAGCCUCACAAGCAUCCUUACGCAUCAAAAGAGAGAGGACAGAAGUGGGACAAAAUCGCCCUCAAUUUAAAAGAAAACCAUGGGUUUAAGGUCACUCAAAGGUCGGUGAGAAAGAGGUUUAAUAGUCUGCAUGAAGACUUUUUAAAAAAAGAGAAGAGAGAGAGAAGAGAGACAGUGGGGUAGAGGUGAUGUACGAUGAAAAGCACCAGAUGCUUACAGACUACAACUAGCUUAUAGAGGACUGGGAAAGGGAAAGGAAAGAGAGGGUGGAUGACGAGAAGGUUAUGGCAGAAGAUAUGAGGAAGAAGGCAACAGAGAGAUUAAGUGCAACCAA